AUGAGGCUGCGGGCGCGGCCGGGGGUCACCUCUGCGCCGCCGGGGACGUGGCCGGAGGGGCCCCCGCGUGUGGGCGGCUGCGGGAAGGCGGCGGGGCCUUUAAGGGGCGGGGUUGCGGGUGGAGGCCACACCCGCCCCCAGGCCCGGCCUCUGCUGGCCGCCGGCAGGACGCCCCGGGGCUGCGCGGGGAGGAAGCGCGGCGGGUCGCGCCUGGUGUCGCUCUUCGUGGCGGCCCUGGGCACGGUCGGCCUGUACCUGGCGCAGUGGGCGCUGGCCGGGGCGCGACCCCCUCCCCGGCGGCGGGCGGAGCCGGACGGGCGGCGGCGCCGGGAGUCGGACGCGGUGCUGUCCUGGAUCCUGACGCUGGACAGCUGGGGGAGCCGGUGGCGGGCGGCCUGGGUGGCCGCGCUGAACGAGGAGGCCGAGAGGCGAUGGGGGCGGGGAGGCCCGCUGCGACUCUCCUUCCAGCAGGACCCACAGCCGAAGCCCUUGCAGCUGGCAGUUGGGGAAGUCUCCAGCAUGCUCAAGUCAGCACAGGAGAAGGUGGUGGUCUGUCAUGUGGUGGGCGAGACCCUUCAGUUCUUGGUCAAUGUGAAGCCUGCCUCAGCACAGGCAACAAGCACAGGAUGUCAGCUCUAUGACGUGAGGCUCUCCUCGUUUCAUUUAAAGCUGGAGUUCCACAUGGAAGAGAGGAGAGAGGACAUCCAGAUCAGGUGGUCCUUCAUUCACAUGCCAGAAACAGCCGUUGAGAUCCAGCCCCGGACCCCAGGGGAGGAGCACGUACUUGAGGCAAACGUGCUGUCCGAAGCCCUUAAGGAUCUUUUCAAGCAUCUGGUUAGUGCUGCUUUUCCAUUGGUGUUUCUGAGCGCCAAGCCCACAGGGGUCCAGGAAUCUCAGGUUCUACAGCGCACCUCCACUGCUGCACAGGAAUCUUGUCCUCCCAAACCACCAAGAGCGCAUGAACUAAAACUGCAGGUGAAGAACAUCCGAGCCUCACUGGUGACCGACCCUGGUGCUUUAGGCGACAUGACCCCUGUGUGUGUGGCCCAGCUGAACGAUCCUGUGCAGAGGUUCACCAGCACCCUGGCAAGAAACACUACAGACCUCACCUGGGAGGAGGAAUUCACCUUUGAACUGAACGCCAAGUCCAAGGAGCUGCUCCUUCAGAUCUCAGAGGACGGACGAGCCUCGGAAGGUCUGCUAGGGACGGCGGCCAUUCCCCUGGACUUAUUUAGGAAGCAGCCUUCCGGCCCACAGAGCUUCACUCUGACCAGCGUGCCCACCUCUGGCAGCGCCAUGUUGGGCUCGGUCACUGCUGAGGGUCACUGUGGCGCCUGCCUGUUCACUUACAGUCACUGUGGGGCCUGCAACUGCACGGAUACCUCCCCCCUUCUUCUUGUUCUUGCAGAGUCUCCUGUGAAGACACCCAUCAAAGUGAAGGUCAUCGAGAAGGACAUCUCCGUCCAGGCCAUCUCCUGCCACAGUGCACCUGUCAGCAAGACUUUCUCCUCUUCAGACACAGAUCUGUUGGUGUUGAAUGGCUCAGAUCCAGUGGCUGAAGUUGCCAUUCGACAGCUCAGUGAGUCUUCAAAGCUGAAGCUCAAGUCGCCUCGGAAGAAGAGCACGCUCAUCAUUUCAGGGAUCUCCAAGACCUCGCUAUCUCAGGACCACGAUGCUGCCCUCAUGCUGGACUAUGCGUCUUCUAUGGACGGCACCCACCAGGGGGGUGCCUCAGUCGCCCCAUGCCCCCCGGAGGCAGCUGCAGCCUCUGCCCCUGCCCGCCCUGCCGAAGAUGAGCCAGCCCAGGCCCCACCUGCCCUCGAACCCCAGGAAAACGAGCUGGAAUCCUGGGUCCAGGACAAGGAGUCCUCAGCAGCAGCGUGGAUUGGCCCAGCCCUGCAGGGGUUUGAUGGAGAUGAACUGUCAGAGAGCUCCCUGAGUGCUUCGGAGCUUGGGGCCACCAAGAAGCAUAAAGGAGGAAUCCUGAGGAAAGGCGCCAAGCUCUUCUUCCGUCGACGGCAUCAGCAGAAAGACCCAGGCAUGAGCCAGUCACAUAAUGACCUGGUGUUCCUGCAGCCCCAGGUGGGGCCUCGGAGGAAGGGGGCAACCCUCAGCCGGUUCCUGAACAAGAAGCUGCUCGCCAGGCACAGAGGCAAAGACACCAUCAACGGAGCCCCUGGGGAGCCCUGCACAUAGCCCUAUCGCCCACUGCCCACAAAGCUGGAGAACAGGGGCAGUCCUCACCAGGACAUCUAGCCAUUGGCUCCUGCUGUCUUUUAAAGGGAGAAAAGCAAUCUGGGUCUCCAGCUAGGGGGCUUCCCCCGAAAAGGACUGACACAGUCCAGUUUACCAUCAGAUGCUCAGACCAGCUGGCUCCAGCUAUUGCCAUGAUCUAAGGGUCGAAAUGGAAUAGGAGACUUGUGCAACUGAAGCUGUGGGCUCUGAUUUACUGCACAGCAGGCCUGAGGGACCCCAGGUCACCAACUCCUCUCCAGCAGGGACCUGGGUCCACAUCUGGACUGUGACACCAGGAAGAGGUGUCCCUCUGGACUGUGGCUAUGAACAGGAUGGAGGGCUGCUUUACCUAACUUGCUGCUUAGAAUUAAAAAGUGCGCCUGGUCCUGGGGACAGGGAGAUGAAUAUAGGCAGGAAUUUUGAUCCAUGCAGAAAGUAUAAUAGGAGAAGACAUGCUUUGACAAGUUAAGAAGGCAUUUGCCUUUCAUAUUAGCCAUAGAUGUUGAAAAGGUCAUUAUGCAAACACUAAAUACAUCCUAUGCUUUAUGCAGAACACUUUCCCAGGCUUACUCAGCAUCUACUUGCAAGUGGAAGUGUCUGAGAUCGAUGCAGUUUCAUUAUCUCUCACGUCGGGGGCUCUGUUCAUACCCAUGGCAUGGGAAGAACACUAAGCAAGAACUCACCGAACCUGAUGAAGGUCCCCGGGAGCAGCGGGUGGCAGCUUACAGGACAUCACCACACACACACAUAUGGUUCUUGCCAAAUAUUGCCAGCAACCAAAGCAAAGAAUUUUCAGGGCAACCGAGGACAUUACUUUGCAUCACAGGUGCCAGUUAGUCUUAGGCAUGGAAGUUUAAUAACAAAUGGGCCAAACUUGCAGGAAGUUAUUUUUAUGGGCUUUUCAGAAUUCUGGGAACAGGAGCUUCUGGCCACAUUGUGGGGUGUCCUUAUUUUGGUUUACGGUAAGAAAAUGAUAAACUUAGCACCCAGUAUCCUAUCCCCCGAGAUCCAUUAGACCACUGUCCUCAUCUGCAUGCCCGGCUGGGUGGGUUCAUGCGGACAUCAAGGCACUCUACGCCUUUUGAAUACGCUGCCUUUGGAAGGCAGGCUCACAGAGAGCUGUUGUCGUGGGGUGGGGCAUUCUGACCAUUUAAUAAGAUCCAUUUCUGACACAGCAUUGAAAAGGCGAAUAUGCAGACGUGACUUGUGUUACUGACAUGAGGUUGAGUGAGCACCUUCCCUCUAUUCUGUUAAUCCUAAACAUGUAUUUCAGGGGGUGACUUGUGAUGACCAAAAAUGUCCAUGAAAGCCCAAGUUACAGGAAUGUCUUGAUUUUUUCUUCCCUGUUUUUGGGAGAAAGAUUAGAAAAGCUCAUUAGAAAUCUUUCCUUUUUCCUGUGUUCUGUUCCUUCUCCCCAGUCCUGGGGGUUAAACCGAGAGCCUUCUGUGUGCUAGACAAGCAUUGUCCACUGAGCUACAACUCCAGCCCUCUUUUAACUUUUUAUUUUUGAGCUAGAGUCUAAGUUGCCCAGGUUGCCCUGGACUUGGAUUCACAUUGUCGACCAAACAUGCGGUGAGUCUCCUGCCUCAGUCUUCCAAGUGGCUGGAAGCAUGGGCCUCAGCCACCAGGCCCAGUGAGACUUUACUUACAAAUAAGCAUCUAAAAGUUUUUGCUGGGUGUAGUGGUGUGGGCCUGCAAUCCUCCACUUAGAAGGUGGAGGGAGGAGGAUGCCAGCUUAAAAGCUAGACUGGACUACAUAAUGUGACCCCUUCUCAAAUAAAACAGAAGAGGAGAAAACCCCAAGGAAUUAUCAAGUGACCUUUUUUUUCGGUCUUUUUUGAGACAGGGUCUCCCUGUAGCUCCAGCUGUCCUGGAACUCACUAUGUAGACCAGGCUGGCCUCAAACUCACAGAGAUCUGCCUGCCUCUGCCUCCCGAGUGCUGGGAUUAAAGGCGAGUGCCACCGGCAUCAAGUGACCUUUUAAACGCACUUUGUGUUUGAAGAUGACAUUCUAAUGUUACUCACUACAAAGUUCCAGAAUGCAUUUAUACCAAGUUGGCCCCCGAAGCCAGUAGUCACCAUUUCUCUUUUGGGGAGUGGAAAUCACUUAAAUGCUGAGUUUUACAUGAGAUACUUUUAUUAUUUCAUAUGGUGUACAGACAUGUGACAUGCAGCAAUCAAUUCUAAGACGCUGUUAUGUGUCAGAAACUUCGAUUCUGAUUAUCUCUGUUUAGUGUAGGCUUAGACUUAUCCAAUAUGCUUGGGGCCAGAACUGUUGCACACUUCUUUUGGAUUUUGGAAUAUUCCGUAGAUUAUUUUUUUUAACCAGUUGAGCAUCCCUAAACCCCAAACUCUAAACUCCAAACCUCUCAGAAAUAUGAAACUUUGAACAGUACAAUCACAAAAAGCUUCGGAUUUAGGAUUUGGGGGUUAGGGAUGCUCAGCCUAGAGGAGUUGUGUUGCUUUGUUUGGUUUUGAAAUUUUGGUAGGUUCGGUUUGCUUAUGUGAUGGUGUCAGAAUGUUGGGUCACACUUCCUCACUCAGCAACAACAAAAGAGCAAAUGCCUUUAACCGCCCCAACCUAAGGAGCCUGCUCCUUUCCCACCGUGUCUAACACCUGCUUUGUCAGGGGUUGUCUCCAUUGAGCGGCCUUUUCCAGGUCUCCAGAACUCUAAAGCAGCACAGAGUACAGGGGAUGUAGAGAGCCAAUGGGUGGCCUUGCGGUGUGCUCUGAGAAAACAGCCAUCCCAACACUGUGAAGUCUCUUCUCCAAGCUGUUGUAUCUAUCCAUGUGUGUUUGUGAUGUAGGAUAUUUAUGAUGAAAUGAAUGUCAUUAAAGUGAAGGCCCUUGAAGAUUA
Nannospalax galili (Upper Galilee mountains blind mole rat) is the source of this 5093-nucleotide messenger RNA. RefSeq names its product C2 calcium dependent domain containing 2 (gene C2cd2). The coding region runs from base 1 to 2196 and encodes 731 amino acids. The record is from RefSeq and is a predicted model, not a curated record. The transcript is spliced from 15 exons. NCBI's taxonomy places the organism in Eukaryota, Metazoa, Chordata, Mammalia, Rodentia, Spalacidae.